Messenger RNA from Cynoglossus semilaevis (tongue sole), 3825 nucleotides. RefSeq names its product regulator of G-protein signaling 6-like. The coding region runs from base 337 to 2127 and encodes 596 amino acids. The record is from RefSeq and is a predicted model, not a curated record. Gene Ontology annotation, molecular function: GTPase activator activity. Gene Ontology annotation, biological process: positive regulation of GTPase activity; G protein-coupled receptor signaling pathway; regulation of G protein-coupled receptor signaling pathway. Gene Ontology annotation, cellular component: cytoplasm; neuron projection. Lineage: Eukaryota; Metazoa; Chordata; Actinopteri; Pleuronectiformes; Cynoglossidae. The transcript is spliced from 18 exons.
CACACGGGGGCAGCAGCUGCUUGAUGGGAGUAUUGAUCUGAAGAGCCGUUUGACAUGAAGCUAAACGCUCUUACCUGCCAGCAAAUACACACACACGCACACACACACACUCAACCUCAAACUGCAAACGCUGGGAAUCGAACCAGGCACCGCUUUGAUCCACGGCCGACCAGCAACAGAACUCCGUCUGGAGGAGAGAAAAACAUCCACAAGAUCGACGACUGAGAGACAAGACAGGUGGAUACAGAGGAAGGGAAGGAGAACUCUGCAGAGAUAAGGAGGACACAAAAACACAACACAAGGUGGGAGGUGAAGACAGAAGGAGAGACUGUCACGAUGGCUGAGGCACCUCAGCAGGAGCAGCAGGAGCAGCAGGAGCAGCUGCUGGUGCAAAUAGAGCAAGAACAGCAGCAGGAGCAUCAGCCGGAGCUGGUGCAGGAGCAACAACAGGAGGAACAGCAGGAGGAACAGCAGGAGCAGAGGCAGGAGGAGCAGGAGGAGCAUCAGUUGGAUCAGCAGAACAAGGAGGAGGAAGAGCAGGUGGAGCAGGAGGAGGAGGAGGAGCAGCCGAGCUCCUCAGAGGCAUCUGAGCCUGACGAGGAGCCUGAAGAACCCAAGGAGAGCGCCCAGAUGCCCAGAAGUCGCCCUCUGCUGUCCACCAGGUCCAUGAGCAGCGGCGGCGGUGGCGGUGGUGGAGACCCGGCUGACGACUCCCCCAACAUGAUUGUCUACAAAAAGAUUGAGGACAUAAUCACCCGCAUCCAGGACGAGACGGACGGCAUUCCCAUCAGGACUGUCAAGAGCUUCAUGACCAAAAUCCCCAGUGUUGUCACAGGAGCAGAUAUAGUAACGUGGCUGAUGAGGAACUUGUCCAUUGACGAUGCAGCUGAAGCCAUGCACCUUGGCAGUCAGAUCGCAGCUCAGGGCUACAUCUUCCCGAUCUCCGACCACACUCUCACCCUCAAAGACGACGGCACCUUCUACCGUUUUCAGGCACCGUAUUUCUGGCCGUCCCACUGCUGGGAACCUGAAAACACAGAUUAUGCUAUCUAUCUGUGCAAGCGAACCAUGCAGAACAAGACGAGGCUGGAGUUGGCAGAUUAUGAGGCGGAGAACCUGGCCAGGCUGCAGAGAGCAUUUGCCAGGAAGUGGGAGUUUAUCUACAUGCAGGCCGAGGCCCAGGUCAAGAUUGACAGGAAAAAGGAGAAAACCGAGAGGAAGAUCCUUGACAGCCAGGAGAGGGCCUUCUGGGACGUCUACAGACCUGUGCCUGGAAGUGUGAACACCACAGAGAUGGACAUCAGAAAAUGCAGACGCAUCAAGAACCCUCAUCGAGUCAAAAAGUCGGUGUACGGCGUAACCGAGGAGGGAACUCAGUCCCAGAGCCCCAUUCACACUCCAUCCCACCACUGCAGGAAAGGCACCAAAGAGGACGUGGAGAAAGAGAUCUUAUUCCUGAACACGCAGCUGGACCGACACUGCAUGAAGAUGUCGAAGGUUGCUGAAAGUCUGAUGAGCUACACUGAGCAGUACCUGGAGUACGACCCCUUCGUGACUCCACUAGAACCAUCCAACCCCUGGACCAGCGACGACCCCUCCUUCUGGGAUCUGGAGACCAGUAAGGAGACCAGUCAGCAGCGGGUGAAGAAGUGGGGUUUCUCCCUGGAGGAGGCGCUCAAAGACCCCCUAGGACGAGACCUCUUCCUCAAGUUUCUGGAGUCGGAGUUUAGCUCAGAAAACCUGCGGUUCUGGUUGGCAGUGCAGCACCUGAAGCGAAUGCCUCAACAGGAAGUGGCACAAAGAGCCCAGGACAUCUGGGCGGAGUUCCUGGCUGAAGGAGCGCCCAGCUCCAUCAACCUGGACUCCCACAGCUACGAACGGACCAGCCAGAACCUGAAGGAUCCUGGGAGGUACAGCUACGAAGAUGCACAGGCCCACAUCUACAAACUGAUGAAAAGUGACAGCUACGCCCGCUUUCUGCGCUCCAACGUGUACCAGGACCUGCUGAUGGCCAGGAAGAAGCCGGAGACGGAGCAGGGACGACGCACCUCCCUGGAGAAGUUCACCCGCAGUGUGGGUAAGUCACUGACGGGCAAACGACUGACGGGGCUCAUGCAGUCGUCCUGACAAGGCCUAGACCCUGAGUAGGAGGACCAACAUCCAGAGGAGCUGCCUACUCCGGGGGGAGGAGAGCAGGAGGACGACAAAGACAGAGAGGAGAAAGGUGGUGCUGGUAGAGUGACCUGUGCCAUCUGGGUGUGGCUGCAGGAGGUUGGAGACAAACCAAGUCGGUCAGACCGUUCGCCUGGACUGCACUGAUGGAGCCACCACCGCGCUUAAAGUUCUCCUCCUGGACGUAGUGAUGGAGGACCGACAGCAUGCAAUAAGUCACCUGACCUGACAGUAGGACAGAGCUGUCACUAACACUGCUGCUCCUCGUAGGAGGUUUUUCCUCUGGACCAUCUGCACUGUAGCAGGCUGUGAUGUUUGACUUUAUCUAUGUACACCCUGUAAACCAGGGCUGGGAAACCUGUUCCACAAGGGGUCGCUGUGGCUGCAGGUUUCUGUUCCAACCACAGCAGCACCUUGUGGUAAAGGUCGCCCACCCCUGCCCUGAAGAGACCCUUCACCUUAUUAAAAACAUGGAAUGCUUGAAUACUUUGAGACUGAUGUUAAUGCUGUAGCUGUUUCAUCACAACACCUUCACCUGGACGAUGGGAUGGACAGGUGGGUCAGCAGCUGACCCACUGACUUGUCCCACGGUAGGAGGUGGACUGCUGUGUGUAAUGUGGAAGAAGAACAAAUCAAUUAACUACUAAAGGUAAGCAUGUGGGGGGGGGGGGCAUUCAACCUCAGAUCCAACAGGCUGCUUCACUGCUGAUUGCUGGGGUAGUUGUGGUAUUUAACUGCAGAGUGGUUUGUUAGUUUGUAAAAAUAAAAAAAAUAAAAAGACCUUAAUAAAGUUCUAGUAUUGCUAAAUUAUAUUACUUUUUUUUAACCUUACUGUUUUGGAUCUCCCCAGACUUGAAGACACUGAGAAACCAACCGAAGGGGAAGCAAAGAUGUUACUGAAGUGAGUGGACCAGGAGCAGCUGUCACAAGUACCGAACACUAGACGAGUUAGAGCAGGGUUGAGAAAACAUACGAGGGCAGUUCAGUGUAGGAACACAUUUAGGAUGAAAUCUUGUCUGUAAUGCGGUCGGUUGUUCAGUUUAGCUCCGCCAACAACAAGGUCCGGCCAAUAGGUUUUUUGCCCUCUUGUGGCUCAAACGUACAACUUCACUCAUCGACGUUUUGGCGUGAACUUAUUCAUGAGUGAAGUUGCACGUUUGAGCCACAGGAGGGCGAAUCGUGCAGACAAUACUUUACAAAACCUGCCUUCAUGGUUUAGAUCAUGGCCAUAGUAACAGAGAUGAACCAGCCGAGCGCAGUGGUCCUUCAGUGUGGAGCUGAUUCAACCUCACUAUUAAAGGUAUGAAAAGACACUGAUUUAAGCCUUUCACAGGUAUUGACUAAAGAGAGAGUGACACAUCAGCUGGACAACUCCAGUACAGACAAGACUGACAUUGUUUUUAAAAGUGUAUCUAUGGACUUUAUGAUUGAUUGUAUGUUUUGUAAAUGUGAAGUCUUUUGCCAAUAAAAGAGUAAAAAGUUGUUGUUACUGUGUUCAUUGUGGAAGUAUUCUACAACUUUGACAGGUUGUUUUUUUUCAGCCACAUUUUACUACUUUUUUUAGCUAAAGCAUGUGAUAAAGUUGCAUGAAUUUAUAUCGUUUUUUUAUUUUUUAAAUUCGAUUCGCCCUCUGGUGGCUCAAACGUGCAACUG